AUGGACGAUUAUAACGCUUUACAAAUGAUCAUGUCGGAUAUCCCGCUUGACGAACCACACUUGAAGGAUCAGCUGUCUAUUCUUCUAAAGACAGAGAGGAAUGAUCUCAAAGCAGGAAAGCUUCUUGUUACCGAAUCAUACUAUCUCAUGGGCACAGUUGAUCCCACAGGAAAGCUCAAGGAAAAUGAAGUCUGCGUCAUCCUCGAGACUGGCCAAAUCUCAGGGGAUGUAUUAGUUUAUAGGAAUCCUGGAUUGCAUUUUGGAGACAUACAUGUACUUAAGGCUACCUAUGUUAAGCUCUUGGAGGAGUAUGUCGGAAACUCCAAGUAUGCUGUGUUCUUCCCUCAGAAAGGUCCAAGAUCUUUGGGCGACGAGAUUGCAGGUGGUGACUUUGAUGGGGAUAUGUACUUCAUAUCCAGAAAUCCCAAGCUACUCGAACACUUCAAGCCAAGCGAACCGUGGGUCAGCUCUUCUCUGCCUAGUAAAGUUUACACUGGUAGAGAGCCAAGUGAAUAUCCACCAGAAUUGUUGGAAGAGCUGCUUUUCAAUAUGUUUUUGAAGGCAAGAUUUCAAUCCAGAAAUGUUGUAGGAGCAGCUGCAGAUAGCUGGCUAGCAAUAAUGGACCGUUACCUCAUGUUAGGAGAUGAGAGUGCUAAAGAAAAAGCUGAAAGGAAGAAGAUGAUGGUAAAGGCUAUUGAUGUAUACUAUGAUGCUCUUGAUGCACCAAAAAAUGGGGCUAAUGUCAAUCUCCCGUUGGACUUAAAGUUCGAUACUUUUCCGCAUUACAUGGAGCGUAAGAAUAAGAAAGAAUUCAAGUCCACUUCUAUUCUUGGAUUAAUCUUCGACACUGUAAUGGCUCAGAUUGCAGAGGGAACCCCAACAUUUGAAAUCAAGAAACUUCCGUGUUUUGAAGAUGAGCCGGUCUCUGAGUUUCAUAAGGAGAAAUGUGGACAGUGGUUUAAAGAUUACAAUAAGGAGAUGGCCCAGGCGUUGAGUACUAAGGGUGAAUCGGCAGCUAAUGAAUCAGCAGCUAAGAAAGCAGCAGCUAAUGAAGUUCUUCAGAGAUACAAGCGGAAGUUCUAUGGUGCUGCAUGUUUUGAAGAAAGCAAGAGAAGUAUGGUCGAACUCUACCCGGAGGCCCUUGCACUUUACCACAUCGUUUACGAUUAUGCCAUCAUGUGUAACGACGUUGGAAAAUGCGGGUUUGUUUGGAAGAUGGAGAGUGGAACCAACUCGGAUUUGAAAUCAUCCGUCAAUGGUGGCGUUGUUGAUGUCUAUGGAGAGGAUUCUGCAACCAUUGAGCACAACAUAACUCCAUGGUCUCUCUCUGUUUCUAGUGGUUAUUCAUUGCUGAGAGAUCCUCGUUAUAACAAAGGACUUGCUUUCACUGAGAAAGAAAGAGACGCACAUUACUUGCGUGGUCUUCUCCCUCCAGUUGUUCUUGAUCAAAAUCUUCAGGAGAAGAGGUUGAUGAACAAUAUCCGAAAAUAUCAACUUCCGCUACAAAAGUACAUGGCCUUGACAGAACUUCAGGAAAGAAACGAGAGGCUGUUUUACAAGUUGAUGAUAGAUCAUGUGGAGGAGCUUCUUCCUAUUGUGUAUACUCCAACUGUUGGCGAAGCUUGUCAGAAAUAUGGAAGUAUUUUCAGGAGACCUCAGGGUUUAUUCAUCAGUUUAAAAGAGAAGGGAAAGAUUCUUGAUGUGUUAAAGAACUGGCCUGAAAGGAACAUACAGGUUAUUGUUGUAACAGAUGGCGAAAGGAUCUUGGGAUUAGGAGAUCUUGGAUGUCAGGGAAUGGGUAUACCGGUUGGUAAAUUGGCUUUGUAUUCAGCACUUGGAGGUGUUCGUCCUUCAGCGUGCUUACCUGUCACUAUUGAUGUGGGAACAAACAAUGAGAAGUUGUUGAAUGAUGAGUUCUACAUAGGACUCAAACAAAAGCGAGCAACCGGACAGGAGUAUAGUGAACUCUUGCAUGAAUUCAUGAGUGCUGUGAAACAGAACUAUGGAGAAAAUGUUCUUAUACAGUUUGAAGAUUUUGCUAAUCAUAAUGCAUUUGAGCUGCUUGCCAAAUACCGUGAUACUCAUCUUGUCUUCAACGAUGAUAUACAGGGGACAGCAGCUGUUGUUCUUGCGGGAUUAGUUUCUGCGCAGAAGUUAACGAAUAGUCCACUUGCAGAUCACACCUUCCUCUUUCUUGGUGCUGGUGAAGCUGGUACUGGAAUAGCAGAACUGAUAGCUCUCUAUAUAUCGAAACAGAUGAAUGCUUCAGUAGAGGAAAGCCGCAAGAAGAUCUGGCUUGUUGAUUCCAAGGGACUGAUUGUUAACUCUCGCAAAGACUCACUACAAGAAUUCAAGAAACCUUGGGCUCAUGAACAUGAACCGGUCAAAGACCUCUUAGGUGCUAUCAAGGCCAUAAAACCGACUGUUCUGAUUGGAUCCGCCGGCAUUGGACGAGCUUUUACUAAAGAAGUGAUUGAAGCCAUGUCCUCCAUCAAUGAGAGACCUCUGAUAAUGGCUCUCUCUAACCCAACAACACAAUCAGAAUGUACAGCUGAAGAAGCUUAUACUUGGAGUAACGGUCGUGCCAUUUUCGCAAGUGGAAGUCCGUUUGAUCCUGUUGAGUAUGAAGGAAAUGUGUUUGUAUCUACACAGGCCAACAAUGCGUACAUAUUCCCGGGUUUUGGACUCGGUUUGGUUAUCUCAGGAGCAAUAAGGGUACAUGACGACAUGCUACUAGCUGCUGCUGAGGCAUUAGCUGGACAAGUAAGCAAAGAGAACUAUGAGAAAGGAAUGAUAUAUCCUUCCUUCUCCUCAAUCCGAAAAAUCUCAGCUCAUAUUGCAGCCAAUGUAGCAACCAAGGCAUAUGAACUAGGAGUGGCGGGGAGGCUUCCACGACCAGAGGACAUUUUCAAGUGUGCAGAGAGUAGCAUGUAUAGCCCCACUUACCGUAUCUACCGUUGA
Messenger RNA from Microthlaspi erraticum, 2961 nucleotides. The record is from the annotation of a GenBank genome assembly. Lineage: Eukaryota; Viridiplantae; Streptophyta; Magnoliopsida; Brassicales; Brassicaceae.